This is a messenger RNA of Rodentolepis nana, 346 nucleotides long. The record is from the annotation of a GenBank genome assembly. NCBI's taxonomy places the organism in Eukaryota, Metazoa, Platyhelminthes, Cestoda, Cyclophyllidea, Hymenolepididae.
GCCUAUUAGUAGUUACAAUGCAACGGAUGAUCUCCCCCGUAAUCGUCGUGACAAGAUUUCAUGUGAAUCCGAGGAGAGUGAGUUUGUUCUUGGUGAGUUUUUGAUUGCCGAAAGCAAUGAAGAGGAUCUUCGUUUGGAAGUGGUGCGAGUUCUUGCCGAGUGGUGUCUACUUCGUCCGCUUACUCCUGCAGUUCUGCAGGCACUGAGCACACAAGAGAUUGAGAGAAGAUGGCGAACUCUGCGACUUACACUUCGAUGCAGAAAGUUGCCUGCAGAGGAUGAAUGUCCCUCCUCAACGCUUAUUGAAUAUCUCAAUGGAAUCGCUACUCGUGCCAGAGUGAAAUAA